UCCAGGAAAAAUCAGAUCCAGUACAGUAACUCAAAACUCGUUCCCCUCCCGGAUCUGGAAAAACCAAAAAAAAAAAGAAAAAAAUUCUGGAUCAGUAAAAAAAAAUUCUAAAAAUUCGAUCCCUAAAUUUUCAUAGGGUCGAAUUUGUAUAAUUCAUCAAUCAAUCAAUGGAUUCAUCAGAAGAUUCAACAAUGGAUGCAUCAAGUCUUCUACCUCUUGCUUCUGUUGCUCAACAACCAUAUGUUUCUGAACUUCUUUCGUUUACUCUUGAACGUCUUCAUAAGGAACCGGAGCUGCUACGAGUGGAUUCAGAGAGAAUUCGGAGGCAAAUGCAAGAAGUUGCAGUUGGGAAUUAUAGAGCGUUUAUUGCUGCUGCUGAUGCUUUAGUUGCGAUUCGCGAACAAGUUUCUGCUGUUGAUAAACAUCUUGAAGCCACGAUAAAUGAGAUUCCAAAGCUUACAUCCGGUUGCACGGAGUUCAUUGACUCUGCACAACAGAUUUUGGAGAAGAGAAAGCUGAAUCGAACAUUACUAGCAAACCACAGUACAUUGCUCGACUUGCUUGAAAUACCUCAGCUUAUGGACACAUGUGUAAGGAAUGGAAAUUAUGACGAGGCCCUGGAUUUGGAAGCCUUUGUUUGCAAACUGUCAACGAUGCAUCCGAAGCUACCUGUGAUUCAGGCACUAGCAGCGGAAGUUGCACAUACAACCGAAUCUCUUCUGUCUCAGCUUCUCCAAAAACUUCGGUCUAAUAUCCAGUUGCCCGAAUGUCUUCGUAUAAUUGGACAUUUACGCCGAAUAGGAGUAUUUACUGAGUCUGAAAUGCGUUUACAGUUUUUGAGAUGCAGAGAAUCGUGGCUUGCAGGCAUUCUUGAUGACUUAGACCAGAGAAAUGCGUAUGACUACUUAAAAGGGAUGGUGAACUGUUUUAGAAUGCAUCUAUUUGACGUUGUUAAUCAAUACAGAGCAAUUUUUGCUGACGAUAAAUCUGGAAGUGAGCAAAACUAUGAUGGUGGUCUUCUGUUUAGUUGGGCUAUGCAUCAAAUUACCUCUCUCCUCAAAACUCUUAAAACCAUGCUUCCGAAGAUUACCGAGGGUGGAUCACUGUCAAAUAUCUUAGAUCAGUGCAUGUAUUGUGCCAUGGGUCUUGGUUGGGUUGGACUGGAUUUUCGAGGCUUGCUUCCACCACUUUUUGAAGAUGCAGUACUCAACUUAUUCUCGAAGAAUAUGGCCACUGCUGUUGAGAAUUUUCAGGUAGUUUUAGAUUCACAUCGGUGGGUUGCUGCGCUACCAACAGGAUUUUCAACCAAUGGUCCAUCUGCGGAGAGUCAAGAGGAUGUGACUCCACCCUCUUAUUUAAUGGAGCAUCCACCUCUUGCCAUAUUUGUUAAUGGUGUCUCAGCCGCUACGAACGAAUUGCGGCCAUGUGCCCCAGUAAGCUUGAAACUUGUGGUGGCUCAGGAAGUUAUUAAGGGACUCCGGGCAGUUUCAGACUCCCUGAUGUUAUAUAAUGCUACAAGAAUGCUGAGACAGAACGAGUCACAGCUUUUUCUCUCACUCUGCCGCGCAUUCCUUGAGGUCGCAUAUCCGCAUUGUGCAACAUGCUUUGGUCGAUGUUAUCCUGGUGGAGCUGCCUUGAUCACGGAGUCAAAAAGUUUGUUUGAUGGAGUUAGCCAACUAUUAGCAGUCGCUCCUCCUCCCCCUCCUCCUGCUCCUACAAGGGAGCUUCCUAGAGUAGUUAAUGAGUCCGAAGAAAAGCAUGAUAGUCAAAAUAAUAGUGAUCCAGUUGCAGUAGAAAAUGGAGUCUCGUCAGAUGCUCAAGUAGAAGUUUCAGAACAGUCGGAGACACCUGAGGUGGAUGGAAGUGAACAGACUUCUACUCCUGCUGAAAACCAAGGAGAAGAAGCAUAAAUAUUCAUGUAAUUGAACUUUGUUAGCGUUAAUAUUUGAUCACCAUUUGUACCCUAUAGCAAUGUAGAUGAAGCCAUUCUCCACUUCCACAACGACGAACAAAUACAGAUUAUAAGCAUAUCCUGCACAUUUCUUGGUUAGGUUUUUCCUCCAAUAUUUUUGUUACCAUCAAACACGAUUAUUUUAUAUUUCGCCAUCUGUUAGAUUCAAGAGAGCAGAGAAGCGAAAAUGAUAUUUGAGUUCUGUAAUGUUCCCGCUAUAUAAAAUUGAACGAGAUCGAAAUAUCACAAUGUUCUUCUGUUAAUGUUAUACUGGUUAGAUUUUGUGGGAAUUACCACUAAUUAAAAGAUACUCCAAUAUCUA
Messenger RNA from Papaver somniferum (opium poppy), 2273 nucleotides. Its product is annotated as conserved oligomeric Golgi complex subunit 8-like. The coding region runs from base 168 to 1910 and encodes 580 amino acids. The transcript has 12 exons. The record is from RefSeq and is a predicted model, not a curated record. NCBI's taxonomy places the organism in Eukaryota, Viridiplantae, Streptophyta, Magnoliopsida, Ranunculales, Papaveraceae. Gene Ontology annotation, cellular component: COG complex. Gene Ontology annotation, biological process: intra-Golgi vesicle-mediated transport.